AAAAAAUAUUCUGUGCCCGAGGAGCCAUGCUUGAAAGAGUCUCUUUCUGUCAGUGCAAUGUGUCAAGUUUCGUGGAUGAUUUUAUGGUGACUUUCCAACCCUUAAAGGACAUCCAUUAUUAUACUAUGGAUUUCUUUCGAGGCAUACUGGAGUAGAGAAGCUAUAGGAAAAAUUCCGCUUACAAAACUCCGCUGCCAGGGACAAAACAGGAGAACUUGACCAGAGCUCCAGAGCUAAUUCAUUACGAAACCUCAAUUUUGAACUAUUGGAGGGAACGUAACAGGUAGCGUGUUACCUACAUCUCCGUUUUCACAUCAUACAUUCGGUGAAUAUUGUUCGAUGAAUCGUCUCGUAGGUUUUCUGUCAAGGCAUCAUUCAAACGGUGGAACUGAAUAAUUCGAUUCUGAAUGGAUCAGCCAGAAGCAAAACACACGUCCAUAGCACAACUCAUCACUCCAAAAGACGAAAUUUCAAGGGCUGUGUCGAGUAUGAAAUGUAUGGAGUAUCCGCUGGACAACAAACCCAAGGUUAGUCACACGGUAUUCAUAAAUUGUGAAAUAACAAAAUCGGACCCAGAAUCAGGAUUCGACAAGGAAUUCACCAUUCUUGCAUCCCAUCCUGUGAAAAUUGAGAAAGAUCCUUUGUGUCAAGGAUCUCCUUCACCAGAUCAACCAGAGAUUUGCUCCUACUCGUUCGAUGCUCCAGCCGGUUUUGCCACAGAACUUAAAUCCAAGGUAGACAAUGAGGAGGAAAACUUGACCAAUCAGUUACACACUAAUUUUGAAAUCAAGGAUGAAAUCUCUCCGCAUCCAGAUGAAUCAGAAGUCACAUUUACACAAAUGAAUGAGGAGAUCCUAUCAAAAAAUUAUAUUAAUUCAGCACCUUCUCAUGUUCCAUUGGUCCCUUUUGUGAGACUGAAAAAUAUUGAUGAUGUUCCUCUUUACCAAUCUCAAGUAAACCUUGCGGUGGAAGCAGAAUCCAAAGAAAAUGAAUUCAAUAGCGUUGGAUCAAGCAUGUCACCAAACAGAGGUAUAAUUACGGUAAGGAAUGAAAAUAAUUUCUGUCAUAAAUCAUACAAGUGCAGCUUUUGCUCCGCAUGUUAUUCAUCUGAUUGUGAUUUAAAGCAACAUAUACAACAACACUUUCUUAAGAAACCGUUCAGGUGCAGUGAUUGCUCUGCUCCAUUUUCCCUUAAAAGCUUAUUGCAACUUCAUAUGCUAACGCACACGGGUAAGACGCCAUUCAGUUGCAGCCAUUGCACUGCUACUUUUACCUAUAAUUGCGAAUUAAAAAUACACUUACGAAAACACACUGGUGAGAAACCAUUCAGUUGCAGUCAUUGCCCUAUGUCUUUUACUCAGAAAUGUACUUUGAAUAAGCAUUUGCUAAUUCAUACCGGUGAGAAACCUUUCAAGUGCAGUCAUUGCGCUGAUUCAUUUGCCCGUAAACGUCUUUUAAAAGCUCAUUCGCUCAAGAAUCACAAUGGUGAAAAACCAUUUGGUUGCAAUCUUUGCUCUGCUACUUUUCUCUAUGAAUACGAAUUGAAAAAACAUUUCCGGAAACAUACCGGUGAGAAACCAUUCAAUUGUUGUCAUUGCCCUGAGUCUUUUACUGAAAAAAGGAGUUUAAAAAAGCAUUUGCUAAUUCAUACUGGUGAGAAACCUUUCAAAUGUAGUCAUUGCGCUGAUUCAUUUGCCAGUAAAUAUCUUUUAAGAACUCAUUUGCUGAAUCACACCGGUGAGAAACCAUUCAGUUGCAGUCUCUGCUCUUCCACUUUCUUUGAAAAAUCCCAUCUGAAAACACACAUGCGGUCUCAUUCUGGUGAGAGACCAUUCAGAUGCAGUCAUUGCCCAGCAUCCUUUGUUCUAUCGGGUGCUUUAAAAGUCCAUCUGCGAAUUCACACUGGUGAGAAACCAUUCAGUUGCAGUCAUUGUUCUGCCUGUUUUUCCCACAAAUCCGUACUGGUUAAUCAUUUGCGAAGACACACCGGUGAGAAACCAUUCAUUUGUAGCAAGUGCCCUCGCACUUUUAACCAAAGAACCAUUUUAAGGGUUCAUAUGCGGUCGCACACCGGUGAGAAACCAUACAAAUGUAGUCAUUGUCCCGCCUCAUAUUCUGUAAAAGCCAAUGUAUCACUUCACAUGCGAAUACACACCGGUGAGAAUGGGCCGUUCAGGUGCGAUCAUUGUUCUGCAUCUUUUUCACAGAAGAGACAUUUAAGCCGACACUUGCACUUACAUGCUGGCGGGGAACCAUUCAGCUGCGGUCAUUGCUCAGCCACCUUCACCAAAAAAACCAAAUUAAGGAAGCAUAUCCUGAAGCACUCUAUAUAAAAUCAUUCUGAUGCAAUCUUUGUUCUUCCUUUUCUUCAAAGAAGAACAAAUCAUUGAAGUACUUGCAAAAGCACUCUGGUUAGAAACCGUCCAUUUGGCCAGUAAUUUUGCCCAAAUGAGGAUCCUAAGAAAGUAUACAGGGUGAUCCAAAAGUCCUACACCAUGCUGCAAUAUUCAACAGGUUUCAAUAUAAAGAGAAUUCGAAUUAAAAAGAUUCCAUGUGGAGAAAUUUCGAAUUAGAGAGGUUCGAAUAUAGAGGAGCAAAUGGACGGAUUUACGCCAAAAGGAACCAAAAAUAUCAGUUUGUUUCCUUACAGAAGUAAAAAUUACACUAAGUUAUUAAUUAUUAAUUAUUUAUAUUUAAUUUUAAAAUUAUUAAUUAUUAUCAAUUAGGUACUCUAGUCACACAAGAGUAACCUAAAAUAGUAGAGUUGUAUUUUUGGAAGUAGUCAGUAAUUUUUGAUUGACUGAGAUUACUCCACCUUGCGCUGUCAACAUUGUUCUCCAAAGUUACCAGUGCAUCGAAAAAAUUAUCAUCGAGAUCCAGCCGUUCACCAUUACCGUUGUUUACUCGACCAUUACCAAUGGGCAUUUUGUCCUUGUUUUUCAACAUUGUGGACAGGGUCGAAGGCGGAAUAUCGCCUUGGAUAGAUUCGUUGCAACCCUUUUUUAACACAUUUAACGCUGUUAAGUCACUAAAUUCCUGGAUCAAGUCCGUUGAGGACUCGCCUUUUUCUAACACUAGAAGAUCAUUAAGGCUGCAAUUGCUGCAAAUGAGGUCUUCGAUUUUUGAAGCAAAGGUGUGGACGGAAGAUGACCCUUGGCUCAACGCCGCGAGUUCGUUCUGUACGGCUGCGAUGGUGGUUUUGGGGAUGAACCUGGUUUUAAGAUGUUUCUCAAAAUCAUCGAAGGUACCAAUGAUGGUAGAUAUGGCUAAUUUUGCCUUUCCCGUGAGCUUCACCUUUAAUAAAUAUUGUAGAAAAAGAUGUAUGGAAUCAGAUUUCAACAUACUCUGAUACAAGCGCGCACAGUCUAAGAAAUCUUUUAAUUGUUCUGCGUUUCCAAAGAAGUCCGCCACUGUUGAGUGGAUAAGUUCGGGUUUUGACAAAGGAGGUCAUUGAAAGUUGAGGAAACUAAAUAUUUAUUAAAAGACUGGGCGCUACAAACAAGAGCUACAUUGCGACUGGCGCGACGGACGAAGUCCGUGCAUAAAGAGAAGAGAAAAAUCUUAGUCAGCAGAAAAAUGAGCAUUACCUACAUCGGCUGCGCCGCACUCCAACACCCUCCCUUAAUGCGAAAUUUCUGGUUAGCAUGGGUACAUGAAAUUAAACUUAAACCUUAAAUACCCCUUAAUUGCUUAAACUUAUACCGCUAAAUAAAGAGUAGAAAAAUUAGACUUGGAUUAAGAGGAGCAUCCACCCAUGAGCUUGGUUUUGUGAUACGCAAAUUUGACCCUUUGUAGCGGUUUGGUCAGGAUGUCGGCUGUCUGUUCAUCUGUGCCGAUAAAUUUAAUAUUUAUCAAGUUUCGUUCGACUCUCUCUUUAAUGUAGUGAUAUUUAACAUCCAAAUGCUUGGUGCGCUUACUAUUUACCCCGUUUUGAAUCAGUUUUAUGGCACCUUGGUUAUCGAGAAGCAAAGAAAGUGUGCCUUCUUUUACAAACAUUUCGUUUUUAGUGUUAGAAUCGAAUAAUUCCGUAAUCAAAUUUCUCAUGUGUGCAAGCUCCUU
Messenger RNA from Bemisia tabaci, 4059 nucleotides. RefSeq lists its product as uncharacterized. Gene Ontology annotation, molecular function: DNA-binding transcription factor activity, RNA polymerase II-specific. The record is from RefSeq and is a predicted model, not a curated record. NCBI's taxonomy places the organism in Eukaryota, Metazoa, Arthropoda, Insecta, Hemiptera, Aleyrodidae. Gene Ontology annotation, biological process: regulation of transcription by RNA polymerase II. Gene Ontology annotation, cellular component: nucleus.